AUGGCCAACACCCUGCUCGCCGCCGGCGCCUCCCCCGCCAUGGCCCACUCCAUCGGCGAGGUGGAAGACUUUGUGGCCCUCGCCUCUGCCGUGCUCAUCAACGUGGGCACCCUCAGUGAAGGCUGGGUGGGCGGCAUGAAGCUGGCGGCGGCCCGCGCCGGCCGGCUGGGCAAGCCAUGGGUGCUGGACCCCGUGGGGUGCGGCGCCACGCCCUACCGAUCCAAGGUCUGUGCCGAACUGAUGCUGCUAAAGCCUGCGGUGGUGCGCGGCAACGCCUCUGAAAUCCUGGCCCUGGCCGGCGCCGCCGGCGCCGCCGUCAAGGGCGUCGACAGCACCGCGGCAGCCGCAGGCGAGUGCGAGCGGGCGCACGCGCUGGGCGCGGCCAAGCAGCUGGCGGCGCGGCACGGCUGCGUGGUGGCUGUGUCAGGGGCGGAGGACUUGGUGACAGACGGCAGCAGGGUGGUGCGGGUGGCCAACGGCGUGCCGCUGCUGCAGCAGGUCACCGCCACAGGGCUGGCGGCGCAGCUGGCUGUGGAGGAUGGGGCGGUGGGGCCCGGCAGCCUGCGGGUGGGGCUGCUGGACAGCCUGUGGACCAUGACAGAACAGCAGCUCCGGGAGGGGGCGCGUGUGCUGGAGUGA
This is a messenger RNA of Chlorella variabilis, 639 nucleotides long. RefSeq lists its product as hypothetical. Gene Ontology annotation, molecular function: ATP binding; hydroxyethylthiazole kinase activity; magnesium ion binding. The transcript has 5 exons. The record is from RefSeq and is a predicted model, not a curated record. Bases 1 to 639 code for a protein of 212 amino acids. Gene Ontology annotation, biological process: thiamine biosynthetic process. NCBI's taxonomy places the organism in Eukaryota, Viridiplantae, Chlorophyta, Trebouxiophyceae, Chlorellales, Chlorellaceae.